This is a messenger RNA of Medicago truncatula (barrel medic), 1682 nucleotides long. RefSeq names its product transcription factor MYB61. The transcript is spliced from 3 exons. NCBI's taxonomy places the organism in Eukaryota, Viridiplantae, Streptophyta, Magnoliopsida, Fabales, Fabaceae. The record is from RefSeq and is a predicted model, not a curated record. The coding region runs from base 204 to 1307 and encodes 367 amino acids.
CUCAUUUUCUCAGCUGCCACUUCAUUUUCCAUCUUUCACACUUCAUAAUAUAAUCUCUCUCUCUCUAUCUCUCUCACUCAUAUUUUACCUGUCACGGUCUUUGUUUAUUGCUGCACAAAUCCAACAAUCUUUCUGUUUAUCAGAAACUUUCGCACUUCAUUGUAUUUUUAAGUUUGAGGGACCAAACCACAAACAAACUACAAAUGGGAAGACACUCUUGUUGCUACAAGCAGAAGCUUAGGAAAGGUCUAUGGUCACCUGAGGAGGAUGAAAAACUUUUGAAUCAUAUUACUAAAUAUGGUCAUGGAUGUUGGAGUUCAGUUCCUAAGCAAGCAGGUCUUCAAAGAUGUGGUAAGAGCUGUAGGCUUAGGUGGAUUAAUUACUUAAGGCCUGAUUUAAAAAGAGGUACAUUUUCACAAGAAGAAGAAAAUCUCAUCAUUGAACUUCAUUCAGUACUAGGGAAUAGAUGGUCACAAAUUGCUGCACAAUUGCCAGGGAGGACUGAUAAUGAAAUAAAGAAUCUUUGGAAUUCUUGCUUAAAGAAGAAACUGAGACAAAAGGGUAUAGACCCUGUCACUCAUAAACCACUUUCUGAGGUAGAAAAUGUUGAUGAGGAGGAGGGAAAAACUAGAAGCCAAGAGAAAACAGCAGAAAUAUCAGAAUCAGAUGAAUUGAACAUUGUGAGAUCAGAAAGUACUUCUAAAUCAGAUGCUGUUUCAUAUGAACCAAAACAAUCUUCAAUUGUCCUAAAAGGUUAUGCGACUGAAAUGGAAGUGGAAGGUUCUUGUUCCAACUAUUUGAUGGGAAAUUACCCUAUUCAGAUGAAUUACACAUCCACUGAUAAUAUUCCAAAUAAUCCUAACUCUUCUCAUUGGUUCAACCAAACAGGAUUAAAACCUUUUGAUAUGAACUCUGAAUUUACUUCAACUUCUAACAUCAUGUCAAUUCUUCCACAAACUAAUACCUCAUUUCUUCCUAAUGCUUUUUGCUACAAACCAUCAGAAGAUGUUUCUAUGUCUUCAUCUUCUUUCCCUAUGAAGAAUAGUAUCUUAUCUUCUUGGGGAAUUACAGAUUGUGACACCUCUAUUAAAGAGAAUCAAACAGAAGAAGAAGAAGAAGAAGCCAAGUGGAAUGAGUAUCUUCACAAUCCAAUGUUAAUGCUACAAAAUCAAGCAUCUGAAUCUUUAUGCAAUGAAAUAAAGCCUGACACAAAUUUAGGCCCUGAUGGUUUAGGGGACAUAUUGCCACAUUCCAAGCAACAAGAAUCUUCUCAAUCUUAUAAUAUAGCAGCUUUUGGACAAGUGUAGCAGGCUUUUGACAUAAAGAAUGAUUUUAAGGGGCUUCAAGGAAUUUCAGAUUGUGCGACCAAAUAUUUUGUUUCUGUAUAUAGUUUUUCACCAAACAUUUAUGUCAGUCUCUUCAUAUUUGUGAGGCAAAUCAUUUCUCUUUUUAAUUUCUCUGGUGUGGGUACAAUUGCAAAAUAAGGAUUCUUCUUUCUACUCUCUUUGUUUCAUUGAUGAUGCACUUAGGAAAUUACAAUGGUUCAUUUUCCAUAUCCAUAACUAGUUUCCCUUUUCUUUUUCAAUUGGGACAAUAGUCACUUUUUCUUUGCCAUGUCAUAUGUUCUAUGUAUCUAUCCAUUAUUGUAAUGACUAAUCUGUACCGGAAAAUUGUGUAUGUCA